Messenger RNA from Cucurbita moschata (crookneck pumpkin), 1378 nucleotides. Its product is annotated as putative pectate lyase 2. NCBI's taxonomy places the organism in Eukaryota, Viridiplantae, Streptophyta, Magnoliopsida, Cucurbitales, Cucurbitaceae. The transcript is spliced from 3 exons. Gene Ontology annotation, molecular function: pectate lyase activity. Bases 16 to 975 code for a protein of 319 amino acids. The record is from RefSeq and is a predicted model, not a curated record.
GGGUUCGUCGGAAAAAUGACCAACAACAUCGGAAGAAACCUCGUACACUACCAAGUCACGGACCCCAGCGACGACCCACUAACCCCACGCCCAGGCACCCUCAGAUACGGCGCCACAAUGAUCAAACCCAAAGUGUGGAUCACGUUUCAAAAAGACAUGCACAUUGUGCUCAACAAGCCGCUUAUUAUUAGCAGCUACACGGCCAUCGACGGCCGUGGCGCCACCGUGCACAUCACGGGGAAUGCGUGUCUGAUGGUGUCUAGAGCCACCAAUGUCAUAAUCCAUGGGCUUAUUAUCCACCAUUGCAAGGCCCAGGCGGCUGGCCGUGUAAUGGGGCCGGGUUCGAAGAUCGUUUCGUUGGGACACGUGGACGGUGAUGCCAUUCGUUUGGUUAGUGCUUCUAAGAUUUGGAUUGACCAUAACACGCUGUAUCGGUGUGAGGAUGGGCUGAUUGAUGUCACUAGAGGCUCUACUGAUAUCACCAUUUCUAACAAUUGGUUGAGAGAUCAAGAUAAGGUUAUACUUUUGGGUCACGACGAUGAUUAUUUUCGGGACCGAAACAUGAAGGUUACUCUCGUUUAUAACCAUUUCGGACCUAAUUGCAACCAACGGAUGCCCAGGAUUCGAUACGGGUAUGCACACGUGGCGAACAAUUUGUACCAAGGUUGGACACAAUACGCAAUUGGAGGCAGCAUGAAUCCUAGUGUGAAGAGUGAAGCCAACCUUUUCAUAGCAUCGAAAUCAAAACAGAUCAUAUGGAGCACAGGCAAAGUAGAGAACGCCAAGUGGAAGUUCCAUUCAGUAAGAGACGUUUUUGAAAACGGCGCUUCCUUCGCACAGAUCGGCGCUGGCCGAGGCGGUGUCAAGCCAAAUUACAAUGCCCUGCAGCGCUUCCCAGUGGUAGACGCCAAGUGGUUGCGGUCAUUGACAAGCUCUUCCGGCGCCCUGCGCUGCUCACCACGCUCAAGGUGUUGACCACUUGGAAUUUUUGUUUCCUGUCAAAUAAGGAUGGGACUCUCCCAUCUUUGUAUUGUUAAUUAAUGAAUGAUGAUAAUUAAGUGAUAAGAAGUGUUGAGGCAUAUUCAAACACAUAAUUAAUUAAGACCCAGAAAGUGAAAAAUUGAUGAACACACUUAAAACAGAGAGCCCUUUAAGGAUCGAAAGGAAUAUUGAAAAACAAGAAGAAAGAAACAUGAGGAGUAUCAAUGUCGCGGCACGCAUGGUGCUACCAUUCCAAAUAUGGUUGAUUAUGAAUGUGAGAUCUUAUGUCGGUUGGAGAAAGGAAUGAAACAUUCCUUAUAAGGGGGUGGAAACCUCUUCCUAGCAGAUACGUUUUAAAACCUUGAGGCUGAUGACAAUAAGUAACGGGCCGAAGUGU